Molecule: messenger RNA, 1265 nt
Organism: Bombus pyrosoma
Lineage: Eukaryota; Metazoa; Arthropoda; Insecta; Hymenoptera; Apidae
Exons: 2
Coding region: 125-721 (198 amino acids)
Biological process (GO): regulation of lipid biosynthetic process
Cellular component (GO): cytosol
Source: RefSeq, a predicted model, not a curated record
CUCUGCUACAGUGGUAAAGUUGGUACAUUCACAUUAUUGUUGUACGAGCUCUUAUCCAAUGCAUUAGUUAUCUUUUUAUUGUGUUUAUUCUAUUAUUUUUAUUUUAUUUAAAGUGUACUGUGAAAUGUCAUGCAAGGGGGCAAGUCUUCAAAAAUUAACCAAACAUGAUGUUAUUGGAUUUAGCAAUAAUUCUAUUUUGAAUAGCAUGGAACGAUUUAUUCAAACAGUAUGUGAGAUGGAAGAUACGAUUUUAAUUCCCAGUCGACUUCUAGAUUUAACAGUAGGCGAUUCACAGGAUAGGCUUCAGUUAGGGGACAAACGUAGUUCUAUUAUCAACGCAACUUUGGCUAAUACCAAUUUAUAUCACCUUUAUAACGUCAUUAAUCAAAUGAAAAUCGAGAUCUUAUGGUCACAGGAUUGUAUGGAUAAUUUUCAAGAAACAGAGGAUGAUUUUGUUGUGCCACCAGAAAAAGUAAAACGCGUUAGGACUUCGAGUAGUACGUCCAUGUAUAGUAUGCAAAGUAUCUAUACCUCCUCUAAUUCAGAAUCCGACACUUUUAUUGAAAAUAAUUUUGGAGCGGAAAAUGAGAAUGACGUUAGUGCCACUGCACAGUCUUUUAAGAAGCAUUUACGUGGAUUACAUCGUAACAUACAAAAGAUGACAUUGGCUGCUGAAUAUUUGAUACUAAGAUAUCAAAAUGUUAUCGAUCAUCGAACAUGAUCAUUUCUUGAGCGGUUGAAAGUAUGUUAAAUAUAUGUAUUAAUUUUAUUUAGCGAAAUAUUUAAACAAAUAUCGGUACUAAAUAAAUUGUACACAUUGCAUACAUGCACAUACAUUGAUAUUUAAUGUACUGUUCUUGAAUUAUAUUUAUUAAACAUUAAAUAAAAGUUAAAAUUUGGUCUUGACCUCAACUAACACGUCAUGAUGAUACGAGUACGUACCAUUAAUAAUAGUAGUUCAAUUGUGUAACAGGCCUUGAUAUUACCUUGUCAUAUAUGUACAUAUGUACUGUUAAUUUCAAAUUUAGCUCCAAAUUUAUAUAUCGAUAUUACUAAACAAAAAUAAGCUAAAUUCAUGCUAUAGGGUAACCAUAUUACAUAUAUAUGUGUGUGUGUGUGUGUGUGUGUACUUUAUAUAUGUAUAUAUACAUACAUACAAUAUACGCAUUUGGACGCAUCAUAUGAACGGAAUAAAACGAUAGUAACGACAUCUGUAGAUAUUUCUUUUUUUUAAUAUGAAAAUAAAAUACCGCCAAUUCAAUGUU